This is a messenger RNA of Oryzias latipes (Japanese medaka), 2171 nucleotides long. RefSeq lists its product as uncharacterized. NCBI's taxonomy places the organism in Eukaryota, Metazoa, Chordata, Actinopteri, Beloniformes, Adrianichthyidae. The record is from RefSeq and is a predicted model, not a curated record. Gene Ontology annotation, biological process: regulation of transcription by RNA polymerase II. Gene Ontology annotation, cellular component: chromatin; PcG protein complex; transcription regulator complex. Gene Ontology annotation, molecular function: DNA-binding transcription factor activity, RNA polymerase II-specific; RNA polymerase II cis-regulatory region sequence-specific DNA binding.
ACGACACUUCCGGUUGGGGGGAAAUUGAUGCCGUGUCGAGAAGGCGGCAGCUAGCAGCGUUAGCAUGUGUAUAGAAGAUAGCGGUGUUGUAGUAGGCCGUUCGUGAGGUUCUUUGACACAAAUAUCAAUAUGUGAGUCGAGCUACAACAGUCAGGAUUGUUGUAAAUGAGUGAAAAGGACUAGGUGAGAAAUGUGAAGUGGCUGAUUGUGAGACUAGCAGAUGAUUGGAGCUGCAGUGAAGAGGACGUCGGUGUGUAAAUUUGAGUUUAUGGAGCAGCUGCAGUAACGAUGUCUUCACUUGAGUCUCUGAGAGAGUUUAUCAGCGAGCGACUAGCUGCUGUUGCUGAAGAAAUCUUCAGACACUGUGAAGAAACCAUCACCCAGUACGAGGAGGAGCUCUGUCGUCAGCGCAGACUGGAUAUCACCAGGAAACCACAGCUUCAACUGCACGCCAUAGUCCUCCCCCAUUAUUAUGUGAGUGAAAAGGUAGAUCUCUGCAACCAGCAGAACCCCAGAGUGGAACAGAAGGAACAAGAACCUCCACAGAUUAAAGAGGAACAGGAGGAUCUAGACCUUCCACCCUUUGAAGAGGAAUGGGGGGAACCAGCACCUCGACAGAUGGACGUGGAGCAAGAAGGUCUCCCUCCACAGUUGAAACAGGAGCAAGAAUGGCUCUGCAUCAAUCGGGAUGAAGAGCAGCUUAAUCUGAAGCAGGAGACUGAUGACUUGAUGGAGACUCCUACCUAUGAGGAAAAUGAGCACAAUACAGCAGGUCUAAACAGUCAGCAAAGCUUUGUAAGUAAUAACCAGGAUCAAGAAGGAAGUCGGGAUGAAGAAUCAUCAGCAACAGAUGGAGAGACAGACUCACUGAACAGAGAUCAGAGGAAUAAAAAAGACAAAAGUCAUGACAAAAAUGUGGACAGCUCUCACAUGUCAGAUAAUCAGCGUGACUCAGAUGUUAGUAAAAAACUCAAGGAGACUUUGAAUAAGCAAUGCAUACAACCCCCGUGCAAGAAGAGACUUUCCUAUAAAAAGUCUGGUAAAAGUUCGAGAAUAGUUAGUAAUUUGUCUGUCUACAUGAGAACUAAUUCUGAUGAAGGACCUUAUGUCUGUAAAGAAUGUGGUAAAGGUUUUAGUUGGUCAUCUCAGUUCAGACUUCACAUGAGAACUCACACAGGAGAGAAACCUUUUCCUUGUAAGGAAUGUAAUACAUGUUUUAGUCAAAGAGCUAGUCAAAAAAGACACAUGCGAACUCACACAGGAGAGAAGUCUUUUUCUUGUAAAGAAUGUGAUGCAAGUUUUAGUCAAAGAUUUGAUCUGAAAAGACACAUUGGCACCCACACAGGAGAGAAGCCUUUUUCUUGUGGAGAAUGUGAAACAAGUUUUAGUCGAACAUCUAGUCUCAAAUCACACAUGAGAACUCACACAGGAGACAAACCUUUUUCUUGUAAAGAAUGUGAUACAAGGUUUAAUCGAAUUUAUAAUCUUAAAAUACACAUGAGAACUCACACAGGUGAGAAGCCUUUUUCUUGUGAAGAAUGUGAUACAAGUUUUAGUCAAAAAUCUAGUCUCAAAAAACACAUAAGAACUCAUACAGGAGAGAAGCCAUUUUCUUGUGAAGAAUGUGAUAAAACUUUUAGUAGUGUAUCUAAUCUCAAAACACACAUGAGAACUCAUACAGGAGAGAAGCCUUUUUCUUGUAAAGAAUGUAACAAAAGGUUUAGUCAAAGAUUUCAUCUAAAAAAACACAUAAAAACUCAUAAAGGGGAGAAGUCUCUUGUCAGUGAUGUAAUUGUUUCAGUCUGAGUUAGUAGAAGGCAAUAGAUUCUGAAGCACUUCCUCUGCUGACAAGCUAUGUUGAGAUGUAGAUUUUAUUUUUCAACAGGAUGUAGCAUCUUUCUGCCAAAGGCUCCUUUACUAACUUUCCUGAACCUAUUAAAACUCUAUGAACUGCUGUCAAGAAGUUAAGACACCAGACCCAGCAUACAUGAUGAGCUGAAAUCAACUAUGAAAACAACUUGAGCUUUUAUUUCAUGUACACAAAGCCACAUGAUGAUAAACUACACAUUGAUGCCAGGGCUCCAGACUAACUUUUUUCACUAGGAGCACAGUGGCCCCUAACUGAAAAAUUUAGGGGCGCAACCAGAAAAUUUAGGGGCGCAUACCGUAAA